AGUCAACUUUGGGCAAGGAAGAAAAAAGUGAAAUUUUGAGAACAUAUAAAAGAAAGAAAAUAAAUUAAGGAUAAGUUUGGAAUUGGAUUGGGAGAGAGUGAAAAUGGAGUUGGAAGCAGUGAAGAGGUAUUUGGAGAAAGGAGUGGGAACAUCAUCGGAGGUUGAUGCUUUGCCACCGAGGUUUUUGGAACCCCUAAUAAUGAAUUCGCUUAAGGUUGAUCUCAUUGAACCUGGUCGCAUUCUCUGUUCCAUGAAGAUACCUCAACGUUUACUCAACGCUGACAAUACGUUGGAAGGUGGUGCCGCCGCUGCGCUGGUGGAUGUGGUGGGUUCCGCCGUGAUUCCCACCGUUGGGUGCGGUCCGAAUACGGGGGUUUCCGUUGAGAUUAAUGUUUCCUACUUGGAUGCUGCCUAUGUCGAUGAGGAGAUUGAGAUCGAGGCCAGAGCACUGCGUGUUGGGAAGGUUGUUGCUGUUAUAAGCGUAGAGNAAAAAGAUGACAGCGAUGAAGAUGAACAUCACUCUGACAAAUGCCCUCACGAUAGUGGGUUUUGCUGUAAGAAUCAUGAUGAAGCUGGCCCAAGUAGCUAG
Messenger RNA from Vigna umbellata (rice bean), 589 nucleotides. The record is from RefSeq and is a predicted model, not a curated record. Lineage: Eukaryota; Viridiplantae; Streptophyta; Magnoliopsida; Fabales; Fabaceae.